CGGGACCUCCAACCCUCCCCCUUCGUCCUCCAGCUCUCCCCGCCCCUGUGCUGGCGCACAGAGGGGACCUGGGACUCGGCCGAGGUAAUCCAGUCACGACUCAACGAGCAGGAGGCUCGGGAGGAAUACUACGUACACUAUGCCGGAUUCAACAGGCGCCUGGAUGAGUGGGUAGAUAAGAACCGGCUGGCCCUCACCAAGACCGUCAAAGAUGCGGUGCAGAAAAACACAGACCAGUACAUGAACGAGCUGUCAGAGCAACCCGAGCGUAAGAUCACCCGCAACCAGAAGCGCAAACAUGACGAGAUCAACCAUGUUCAGAAGACCUACGCAGAGAUGGAUCCCACCACAGCUGCCCUGGAGAAGGAGCAUGAGGCGAUCACCAAGGUGAAAUACGUAGAUAAGAUCCACAUCGGCCACUAUGAGAUCGACGCCUGGUAUUUCUCACCCUUUCCAGAGGAUUAUGGGAAGCAGCCCAAACUCUGGAUCUGCGAGUACUGCCUGAAAUACAUGAAGUUCGAGAAGAGCUACAGGUUCCACCUAGGCCAGUGCCAGUGGAGACAGCCCCCAGGGAAGGAGAUCUACAGGAAGAACAACAUCUCUGUCUAUGAAGUGGACGGCAAAGAUCACAAGAUUUACUGCCAGAACCUGUGUCUCCUGGCCAAGCUCUUCCUAGACCACAAGACCCUCUACUUUGAUGUUGAGCCCUUUGUUUUCUACAUCCUCACCGAGGUCGACAGGCAGGGUGCCCACAUCGUCGGCUACUUCUCCAAGGAGAAGGAGUCUCCAGAUGGGAACAACGUGGCCUGUAUCCUCACCCUGCCCCCCUACCAAAGACGGGGCUAUGGGAAGUUUCUCAUCGCUUUCAGCUAUGAGCUGUCUAAGCUGGAAAGCACGGUGGGCUCCCCAGAGAAGCCCCUCUCGGACCUGGGCAAGCUGAGCUACCGGAGCUACUGGUCCUGGGUGCUGCUGGAGAUCCUGCGGGACUUCCGAGGGACCCUGUCCAUUAAAGACCUCAGCCAGAUGACCAGCAUCACUCAGAACGACAUCAUCAGCACGCUGCAGUCCCUCAACAUGGUGAAGUAUUGGAAGGGGCAGCACGUCAUCUGUGUCACGCCCAAGCUGGUGGAGGAGCAUCUGAAGAGCGCCCAGUACAAGAAGCCUCCCAUCACAGUGGAUUCCAUCUGUCUCAAGUGGGCACCCCCCAAACACAAGCAGGCCAAGAUCUCCAAGAAGUGAAGGAACGGUGGGAUACAGGACUCCAAAUGACCCCUCAGUUGCAUGAGGAUGUGGGCUGCACCCUGCCUGACCAUAGAGCACCAGAGCAAACGUCCAGCUGGGAGGACUGGGCGACCCAGCCGGCUGUGUGUCGUUCAUUAGGCCAGCGCCGAUUCAGCAGGGCUGGUGUCCUGUCGCAUCUCAUUCCCCUUGAGCGUUGCACGGCAGAAUAGGCCCAUAGCCGAGUUUUGCCCUCCCUAACAGCACUAGAAAAGGGGGUUCCCCACACCACUGCCAGGGUCUGCUGCCCAGCUAGUCAGUUGCGUGCUGCACGCCGGUCAAUAUCACCUUGGUGGGCUGGCUAAUUUGUCGGGGGGUGCAGGCUGCUUCAGAGGCUAUGGUGGGCAGCAGCAGCUGAGUUUGGGGCAGGAGGAGUUACUGAGCUGGCAGGAAAGGGGGGAGAGAUGCCCGUGGGUGCUAAUGGGUUAACAUGACAGCAUGGCAUCGGGUGUUCUCUGCUGGGCAAACACUCCUUGUCCAGCUGAUCCCCAUGGCUGGCAAUAUGGGGAAGCGGCACUGGGGGAAGGUCCUGGGAUAGCUGCGCAGGGAGACUGGAUCCGUCACGCAUGCCAUGGAACAGGCCAGAGGCAGUGAGAUUCCCUUCUAACCUACAAUCAGCUCUGGCUCUGUGCACCUCCUUCCCUGAGCUGGGGUCUCUGCGCGGGGGGCAGAACACCGUAGCCCGGACUUACCACCCCACACACACGUCACCGACAUGCCCCAGCUGCUGCAGGUAGAGCCCAUUCUGGCCAUGACGAUGCCCCUUCUGCUGGGCCUCCUUCAUGUGGGCGUCUCCCCACUAGGAUCUCAGCUGGGUCCCCUCUGGAACCUUUCACGCCCCGGCUGCCACCCUGCUGCUGGGGUUCUUCCCCCCUGACCUGCCCCCCUUUGGCCUGCACUCCUUAGGCCAGGAUUCCCCUCACCAUCCAGGGCUCCCCAUGCCCUGUCCCAGUUCUCUUUUCCCACCUCCACUGCUGGGAUCCCUCCCUGAUCUCCUAUUCCAGACAUCCUGGCCUCCCCGCAAGGGACUGGAGGAAAAGCAGGGACGUGGGGAUGUCUGCUGAGUUUGGCUGGUCUCAAUUCCGCAGCCAAGCGCUGCAUGGGGCAGAGGUGUGUGGGUCUCCCCCAGGGCCGAAGGCGUGGGGCGCCCUGGGCCAGGGAUACACAGCAGAUACUGUCUCAGGGCUCUUCCCUCAGCACCGCUCUCACGCUCCUCCAAUCCCUAGGCUGGCUCCACCAGCUGGAGGUGCAAGUAAGCGUUGUUGCCGAGGGGGCUGGAGCGUGGGGGAAGGGUUGGUGCAGACAGCCCCCAAGCCAGUCCUCAUGGCUUCCUUGCACUCCUGCUCGCUGCCUACAGGUGUAUUUUUUCUGUUUUAAGAAGCGUGUAUUUUUCAUAAAUAAAAAGGAAAA
Terrapene triunguis (Three-toed box turtle) is the source of this 2688-nucleotide messenger RNA. RefSeq names its product lysine acetyltransferase 8 (gene KAT8). Gene Ontology annotation, molecular function: histone acetyltransferase activity. Lineage: Eukaryota; Metazoa; Chordata; Testudines; Emydidae. The record is from RefSeq and is a predicted model, not a curated record. The transcript has 11 exons. Gene Ontology annotation, biological process: regulation of DNA-templated transcription. The annotation marks the transcript as partial.